CAGUUUUUAGUUGAGCCACGCACUCACUUGGGUAGUCUUCCUUGAGAUUUCUCUGGUGAUCCGUUGGCCUUGAGCGAUGAAAAUGGCUUCCUCCAGGGUUUUCCUCCUGUGCGGCCUGCUUCUGGCCGUUGUCGUUCUCAUGGCCGCGCAGGUCUCGGCUCGUGACCUUGCUGAGGAGACUCAGUCACAGGAGAGCGUGAAAGAGGCUAACUAUGGCCAAGGAUAUGGUGAACACGGCCACGGUGGAAAGGGGUAUGAAGGUGGCUAUGAAAAGGGCCACGGCGGUCAUGGCCAUGGCAGUCACGGUCACGGUGGUCACGGCCACGGCGGUCACGGCCACGGUGGUCAUCAUGGUGGUCACCCUUCGGAAGAAACCGAAGAUGUCAAGAAUUAGAUAAUGGGACUCAGUUGGGUCCAUCAUCCUGCUGGGAAUGUAGGAGAAUGUAUGCCAUGUAACUCGUAGAAGCUUAAAAGCUUCUGCAAUAAUGGUUGAAUAAAAUGGUUCCUCCACUGUCAUGAGCAGCUUUGUUGCGUUUCAGAUGGUUCUUUUGGUGAUUUCAAGUACGAGUUGUCUCAAAUGUCCACUGAUGUUUGCAUGUGAAUGAAUAAAACCCACUUUAAUUGGCGA
Eucalyptus grandis is the source of this 628-nucleotide messenger RNA. Its product is annotated as cold and drought-regulated protein CORA. The transcript is spliced from 2 exons. The record is from RefSeq and is a predicted model, not a curated record. The coding region runs from base 77 to 394 and encodes 105 amino acids. Lineage: Eukaryota; Viridiplantae; Streptophyta; Magnoliopsida; Myrtales; Myrtaceae.